Molecule: messenger RNA, 4014 nt
Organism: Mus caroli (Ryukyu mouse)
Lineage: Eukaryota; Metazoa; Chordata; Mammalia; Rodentia; Muridae
Gene: Znf276
Product: zinc finger protein 276
Cellular component (GO): nucleus
Molecular function (GO): zinc ion binding
Source: RefSeq, a predicted model, not a curated record
GCCCCGCCGCGCCCCGCCCCGCCGCGCAGACUUGGGUUUAGGGGACCGGAGGGGUCAGUGGCUCUUGUCACCUCCUCCGGCCAACUUGCUGCGAGCGCGGACGGGAAGACUGGCGGAGAGAGCCGCUGCUCUGGAGGGUUUCUGUUGGGCGCCACCGCCCGGGCGGCAGUCCGCGGCCGUUCACCCUCCGGGCUGCCCCUCCUUUAGGGGCCUGUCGCGAGUUCCGAGCGACCCGAAGAACUCCGGGCUCCCGACCCCGCCGCGGCCGCUGCGGCUCCCCGGGCCGCUCCUCGCUUCGUUGCAGCCCUCGCUUCCUCCGGCUCCGAUCUCGGGGAGUCGAGCGGAGCGGGGCAGCGCGGCGGAGAGUAGCGGAACGGCACGGAGUGAGCCAAGUUAAGUCCGCUCUAGCAAGAAGUCAGCGGGCCGAGCCACACCGAGCAGCGCGGAGCAGGGAGCGAGUGUCGCCUGCCACCAUGAAGCGGGACCGCCUCGGCCGCUUCCUGUCUCCCGGAAUAGCUCGGCAGCGCGGGGGUUCCGGCGGCGGCUGUGGAAGCGGUCGGACUCGGGGUCGCCCUUCUCGCAGCGGCGGAGUGAGCGCUGACGGGGCGGCUGCUCAGCUCAGCUGGGGCUCGACGACGCGCUCCUGCGGGGACACAGGCGACGACGGUACAGACGAAGCUGGAGCAGGCCGGACUCUCGCUAUGGGGCACUGUCGACUCUGCCAUGGGAAGUUUUCCUCUCGUAGCCUCCGAAGCAUCUCUGACAGAGUGCCUGGGGAGACCUCAGAAAGACUGUCCCCAGGAGAGCGUGUCUUCAUUAGGGACUUCCAGCGUCUGCUGGGUGUUGCUGUGCACCAGGACCCAACCCUGCCUCAGUUUGUCUGCAAGAACUGCUACACCCAAUUCUAUCAGUGUCACAGCCUUCUCAGGACCUUCUUACAGAGAGUCAAUGUCUCCCCAGCUGGCCAGAGGAAACCUUGUACAAAGGUUGGUGUUCAGCCUCCCACAGUGGCAGAGGAGGGAGCAUGUGUGGCUGACCUGAUCGCCUCCAGCCCUCGGUGUCUGCACGGCUUGGUGGGCUGGGUGCAUGAGCAUGCAGUCAGCUGUGGGUCUCUGCCCAGCCUCCAGAGGACACUGUCCUCUGAGUACUGUGGCAUCAUCCAGGCUGUGUGGGGCUGCGACCAGGGCCACGACUUCACCAUGGACACAGCCUCCAGCUGCAGAGCUCUCUUUUUGGACAGUGCAUUAGCAGUGAAAUGGGCGUGGGGCAAGGAUCUGUCACCACGGCUGGCCCAGAACUCAGAGUCCAACCCCACGGGAGCUGCCUCUCGGCUCUGCCAGGCCAGAGAAACCCAAGUUGGAUCUGAGACCAAGACACUGCCCAGUGUGGAUGUGGCCCUGCUGCACUCACAUGGAGACUCUGUGGGACCUGGGCUAGGCCCCUGUACGCAGCCACACUUGGCUCCCAGUGAGGCCCCAGGGCAACUGGGUGAGACGCAGGUUCCAUCGUCAACCUCGGAUGAUCGGGUAAAAGACGAGUUCAGUGACCUUUCUGAGGGAGACUUCCUGAGCGAAGAUGAGAGUGAUAAGAAACAGACAGCACAGUCCUCGGAUGAGUCCUUUGAGCCUUACCCAGAAAAGAAGGUCUCCGGUAAGAAGAGCGAAGGCAGAGAAGUCAAGAGGCCUGAAGAGCCCAAGAUCAGAAAGAAGCCUGGGCCCAAGCCCGGAUGGAAGAAAAAGCUGCGCUGUGAGAGGGAGGAGCUGCCCACCAUCUACAAGUGUCCUUACCAGGGCUGCACAGCUGUAUACCGUGGCGCUGAUGGCAUGAAGAAGCACAUUAAGGAGCACCAUGAGGAGGUCCGGGAAAGGCCCUGCCCACACCCUGGCUGCAACAAGGUAUUCAUGAUCGACCGAUACCUGCAGCGACAUGUGAAGCUCAUCCACACAGAGGUACGCAAUUACAUCUGUGACGAAUGUGGGCAGACCUUCAAGCAGCGGAAGCACCUUCUUGUCCACCAGAUGCGCCACUCAGGAGCCAAGCCACUGCAGUGUGAGGUCUGUGGGUUCCAGUGCAGGCAGCGAGCGUCCCUCAAGUACCACAUGACCAAGCACAAGGCGGAGACUGAGCUGGACUUCGCCUGCGACCAGUGCGGCCGGCGGUUCGAAAAGGCCCACAACCUCAACGUGCAUAUGUCCAUGGUACAUCCUCUGACCCAGGCCCAGGACAGAGCCCUGCCUCUGGAAGCAGAGCCGCCACCUGGGCCUCUGAGCCCCUCUGGGACCAUGGAGGGUCAGGCUGUGAAGCCGGAGCCUACCUGAGAGACCGCUGGCUGGGCGUGUUGAGCAGCUUGAACUCAGCAGGUGACGUGAGGUUAAGGACACUUUCACUCAGUCCUCACUUCCCUGCCGGUGUAGUUCUGCUUGCUCAUUGGACCCCAGGCUACACCCCACCUCACAGAGCCAGCAGCCAUAUGGUAGAGGGCACCUCUCUUGGGCUGAGGGUGUGUACUUCAACCUGCUGUGGUACCAGCAGUUUUAUUUUCCUAUGGAUACUGAACAAUAAGGCCAGACACAGAUUAUGAAUAAUUAAUUUUUCUUUUCCUAACUAGAGCAAUCAAGGAGAUUGGUAAUCUACUUUCUAGUGUAACAAGAGCUCCAUGUUCUGCUGGCAAUAAAUUAUUUACAAAGGUGCCGGCUGGUGCACUGAGAUCGGUGCAGUCAGAACAGCUGAGGCUCCUGGUAGAGGUCAAAGCUGGGGUCAGCCUGCUGCCUCUGCCAGAGGGCGUUGCUCACCUCAGGGUCACAGUCUCCUCGGCCAGCCAGCAGCUGUGAGAAAAUACAACGCUUAGUGCCUUCAGCCCCAGGCCAGCUUGACAAGCUGUCUGCAGAUGAGGAGCUGGUGGACACUUGAGUUAUGCUGCCUGCCUGAUGGCUCUGUGGUGUGCAGCCACCAUCUCAAGUGUCACAGGGCUGUGGCUUCAUUUGAUCUAAGUUGGGAAAUCAGCUCCGGAGGACACUCUGGGUUUGUUACCUCUGUCAUGUUGGAGAAGCACUGUUUUGGGCACUGAGGUAUUAGCUGCAGCAGAAAAACACGUGCCUUUGUUAUCAGUUGUACAGGGCUGCCCUAGAACGGAGACAGGCAGUCAAGGGUCAGGCACACUGAAGUGGCACUAGCACACCUCACUGCUGCUCCCAGGGAGUGUCUCCCUCGACGACGUGGGGCACUCACUUGGGACUCAGAGUGCCCUUGGAGCCUGGUUUCCCCAUCCACAAAGAGCUGUAGCAGCUUGAGGUACAUGUCAACAGCAACGUGCAGGAAAGCUGCUUCCCUGACAGCGGGCCCUUCACUGAAGCAGGAAAGGAGACUGUGGGGGAGGCAAGACAAUGAAGGACCGGAAGAUGCUGAGAGCUGAGCAGCAGCCCAGCCCAGCGACUAUACACACAUUUGUAGAACAAACUGACAGGCACCUUUCCCCACCCAGUGAGUAAAGGCCUUGGGAAACACUGCCUUUACUCUGACCUCCAGGCCCCAGGAGCUUGGGCUCCCUCCCUCACACUCACUGACUUACCUGUAGAAAGCAAGUGGUAGCAGCCUGGUGUGCUGAUCUGGGGCCAAGUGGAGGAGGUGCCCCAGCUUGGUAUCUGCAAAACCGAGUUCAGUCAGCUCUGUGGGCUCCUGAACCCAGUGUCAAGUGCUGUGGAAACUCGGAGAUGUCCUAUGCCCUGGAAGCUUUCUGUCUAGCUGUGGUGACAGUGAGAGGGUCUUGUGGAUGACACUGAGGGCACCUGUAAGAGCUGCUGGGAAGAGGGGUCUUUUUCCCCUUGGUCUCACACAGAAUAGAGACAGGGAGUUGAACAGGUCCUUCUCCAACUGCUUUCCCUACAGCGUGUCUGCUGGUAGACCUCUGAGUGCCCGGAAUGGACUCUUCUGUUGCUUUAAAAGUGUGUGUGCCCUGAAUUAGUACCCCAAAUAAAGUGUAAGGUUUUAUAAACUCAGUAAAAAGUAAAACCCAUA